GGGUCCUCUGAACCUCCCGGAAAUGCAGAAGAAAAGCAGCGAGGAAGAAGAACAAGUGGAAAGUGAAAGUGGCGCGAGGCUACGAUUCACGCGGGAAACGGCUCUCAGGGCGGCUUCAUCGAGUCUGAGCAGCUGCUGAGGGACGACUGACUCGCCUGUUGAGACUGCGACUGCAGGAGGAGGAGGAUGGCCGGCUUUCUGGAUAACUUCCGCUGGCCUGAGUGUGAAUGCAUCGACUGGGGGGAGAGGAGGAACGCCGUGGCCUCCAUCGUGGCCGGAGUUCUGUUCUUCACCGGCUGGUGGAUCAUGAUCGAUGCAGCUGUGGCGUAUUCAACCCAGGAGCAGAUGAACCACGCCUUCCACACCUGUGGCGUCUUCUCCACCAUUGCUUUCUUCAUGAUUAAUGCAGUUUCCAAUGGCCAGGUGAGAGGGGACACCUAUGGAGAAGGCUGCCUGGGCAGGACAGGAGCUCGUCUCUGGCUCUUCAUCGGCUUCAUGAUGAUGUUCGGCUCACUCAUCGCCUCCAUCUGGAUCCUGUUUGGAGCCUACGUGGUGCCAAAGAAAGAAGUGGCUCCGGGGCUGGCUGUGUUCUUUCAGAACGCCUUCAUCUUUUUUAGCACUCUGAUCUACAAGUUUGGCCGGACUGAAGAUCUAUGGGGUUAAAAUGUCUGUGCGCACACACACACACACACACACUGUUUAAAUGUUUUGUAAUCUGCUGUAAAAUCAGAUGAAUUCACAGUUUUAGUAUUUUAGUGUUGCUUUUUAAAUAGAGACCCAUCAGUGCUGCUCCACACAGACUCACACAGCCUGGUGUAAAUACUGUUGAGUUUCCAUGUUUCACUUCACUGUGUGUCAGUUUCAGUGUGUUGGUGUAAAAUGAGGGAAUUCCUGCUCGCCGCUCUUCCUGUAAUGGAUGUUAAACUUAAAGUGUCACUCUGGGAGAUUUCAGCGCCUCACUUCCUGUUUAAAUGCUAAAGGUCACGUGUUUGCCUGUAAAUACAAGAUCUCUGACAGGAAGACGUAAAGAAAGGAGCCGGGAAUACCGGCGCCGUUCUGUGGGGGGGGUCACUGUAGAAAACGUGGGUUCGACUGUAAGCGGUCGACCGGGAAGUGAGCACAUUAAUGUUAGCCACACGUUUGAGACGUUUAAAAUACGAUUCUUUAUCAAGGCGUCGCCGAUGGCUCCAAAGUUUUGUUUCUUUACCAGGUAAAAUGUUUGAGAACCGUGUACAAACGUGACCUCACAUCGGAUCGCACUCAGUUUGGUUCCAGCUGAUCGGAUUGCAGACUGCACUUCCUGUGUCUCCUCCAUACAAAAGUCUAUUUGUCCAGGUAAAUGCUUUUAAUGUGACGCUGCAGUGGUUAAAUGAAAAUCCUCCAGGCUGGCACUUUAAGGGGGAGGGGCUAAUUUAUUUAUACAGCACAUUGUAAAAGGACGGUGACAGGGUUGUCUGUCUCAGCCCCGGUCUCAGUCCCACCCUGGUUGGUUUCCUGCUGACGGAUCAGUCGUCCUCAGAACUUUACUCCUGUUUGUGCCACAGAAAGUGUCCUGAGGUCAGACGUGUUACGGUCUCAGUGUUUGUCUCGAAUCGAUCGUGUGAACGCUGUAAACGACUCAUCGGGAUGCUUUACUCCCACCCGUUUGUAUCCUGAAGCUCGGGGCUGCAUGGAGCAAAAAUCUUUUUUCUGAAAUAAAAACUUAUAUUGUA
Messenger RNA from Archocentrus centrarchus (flier cichlid), 1712 nucleotides. RefSeq names its product transmembrane protein 50B. Lineage: Eukaryota; Metazoa; Chordata; Actinopteri; Cichliformes; Cichlidae. The transcript is spliced from 7 exons. The coding region runs from base 187 to 663 and encodes 158 amino acids. The record is from RefSeq and is a predicted model, not a curated record.